AUGUCGUACUUUUUCUCCACGCCGGUGGACAUUGACAUUGUGCUCGCGAACAACGAUGAGCGGUCGAUGGUGGACAUCAAGCUGGACAAGAACCGGCGCGAGAAGGCGCCGCUCUUCAUGGACGGCGAGUCGGUCAAGGGCGCCGUGACAGUGCGGCCCAAGGAUGGCAAGCGCCUGGAGCACACGGGCAUCAAAGUGCAGUUCAUCGGCACGAUUGAAAUGUUCUUUGACCGCGGAAACCACUACGAGUUCCUCUCGCUCGUGCAGGAGCUGGCCGCACCCGGCGAGCUGCAGCACCCGCAGACGUUCGACUUCAACUUCAAGAACGUGGAGAAGCAGUACGAGUCGUACAACGGGAUCAACGUCAAGCUGCGCUACUUUGUGCGCGUGACGGUGUCGCGGCGCAUGGCCGACGUCAUCCGCGAAAAGGACCUCUGGGUGUACAGCUACCGCAUCCCGCCCGAGAUGAACACGCCGAUCAAGAUGGACGUCGGUAUCGAGGACUGCCUGCACAUUGAGUUUGAGUACAGCAAGAGCAAGUACCACCUUAAGGACGUCAUCGUCGGCCGCAUCUACUUUUUGCUCGUUCGCCUCAAGAUCAAGCACAUGGAGCUGUCCAUCAUCCGCCGUGAGACCACCGGCGUGGCGCCCAACCAGUACAACGAGAGCGAAACGCUCGUCCGCUUUGAGAUCAUGGACGGCUCCCCGUCCCGCGGCGAGACCAUUCCCAUUCGCCUGUUUCUCGGCGGCUUCGACCUGACGCCGACCUUCCGGGACGUCAACAAGAAGUUCUCCACUCGGUAUUAUCUCAGCCUGGUACUGAUCGAUGAAGACGCCCGGAGAUACUUUAAACAGUCGGAAAUCAUCCUCUACCGGCAAGCACCCGAACUCGCCAACGGCGAACACGCAAUACCGGUCCCACCACCGGAUAACCGGAUUCAGGCCGUGCCCGCAUAA
This is a messenger RNA of Grosmannia clavigera kw1407, 957 nucleotides long. RefSeq names its product vacuolar protein sorting-associated protein. Gene Ontology annotation, cellular component: retromer complex; endosome. NCBI's taxonomy places the organism in Eukaryota, Fungi, Ascomycota, Sordariomycetes, Ophiostomatales, Ophiostomataceae. The coding region runs from base 1 to 957 and encodes 318 amino acids. The transcript has 4 exons. Gene Ontology annotation, biological process: intracellular protein transport; retrograde transport, endosome to Golgi. The record is from RefSeq and is a predicted model, not a curated record.